AUGUACCGAGGAUCUGGUGUCAACCUUUUACUAAUUACACCAGAAAAGGCCAUCAAGUUGGUAGGCAAUGACUUUUUUCGUCAUGCCCUCAGAACAGACAGCCCCAAACUCCCAUUUCACCGUGAGCUUUUGUCUGGAGCAGGGGCUGGUUUAUGUCAAAUUAUUGUGACCACACCAAUGGAAUUGCUGAAAAUACAACUGCAGGAUGCAGGAAGAAGUGUUGGCAAUGGUGCCCAAGCUGUGCCUCGCUUAUCGGCUACAAGCAUUGCCAUCGGGUUGAUUCGAGAGAAAGGAUUCACGGGGCUCUAUAAAGGUUGUGGGGCCACCAUGCUCAGGGAUGUUACCUUUUCGGCCAUUUACUUCCCUCUCUUUGCCCAUCUUAAUGCAAUGGGAAAGAAACGCGAAGGAAGUCAGCAAACAGUAUUUUAUCAUUCUUUCAUUUCUGGAUGUGCUGCUGGAUGUGUGGCGUCAUUCAGUGUUAAUCCUUUUGAUGUUAUAAAAACCCGACUUCAAACUCUGACCAAAGCCCAAGGAGAGCAGGAUUACAAAGGAAUAUUGGACUGUUUCGGAAAAACCUUGAAAUAUGAAGGACCUAAAGCUCUCUUCAAAGGAGCAAUGUGCAGAAUUUUGGUAAUUGCUCCAUUGUUCGGCAUUGCUCAGACAGUCUACUAUCUUGGAGUAGCAGAAUUCUUGCUUGGAAUGAGAAGUCUCUGA
Messenger RNA from Acanthosepion pharaonis, 714 nucleotides. The record is from the annotation of a GenBank genome assembly. NCBI's taxonomy places the organism in Eukaryota, Metazoa, Mollusca, Cephalopoda, Sepiida, Sepiidae.